GGUGGUGGAGGAGGAGGAGGAGGAGGAGGAGAGGUUGUGCCGCCGCCGCCACCGUUUCUCUUUGUCGUGUGUGUGCGUGUUUCGAGAGGUUAGAAACGCCACGGGAUCAUGGAUCUGCUUUGCUGCGAGAACACGGCGGUCGAGCGCAGAGCUUACGCCGAUCCUGCCGUACUUGGCGACGACCGUGUGUUGCAGAAUCUUCUGAAAACCGAGGAAAGAUACGCACCCAGCAGUUCUUACUUCGAGUGCGUGCAGAGGGACAUCUCGCCGCUCAUGCGCAAGAUCGUCGCGGAGUGGAUGUUGGAGGUAUGCGAGGAGCAGAAGUGCCAGGACGAGGUCUUUCCCCUGUCCAUGAACUACGUCGACAGGUUCCUCUCGAUCUGCCCUAUCAGGAAGUCGCAGCUGCAGCUACUAGGAACUGCCUGUUUGCUUCUCGCCUCGAAAUUGCGAGAACCAUCGCCGCUGACCGCCGAGGCGCUUGUUUUCUACACAGACAACUCCGUCACCCUGGAUGACCUAUGGAGGUGGGAGCAGUUGGUCGUCUCGAAGCUGAAAUGGGAAUUGUCCGCCGUAACACCCGGUGACUUCCUGAUGCACAUCCUGAGCAGACUGCCGGUGCCACGUACCUGGGACCCGGUGAUGGUCAGGAGGCACGCGCAGACCUUCAUCGCCCUCAGCGCCAGAGAAUACAAAUUCUCCAUGUAUACGCCGAGCAUGAUCGCGGCGGCGAGCGUCGCAGCGGCCCUCCACGGUCUCGAUUGGACAGGGAAAAGCGGUUACGGGCUGGCCGGCCUCCUCGACGAGUUAACUCGCAUCACGGCUAUCGAACAGGACUACCUGCAAGGUUGCCUGGAGCAAAUCGAAGAGAUGGUAUCUGAAGCAGUGGGUGCCGACGGUACCGGCGGGAACGGCCAUCAGGUGACCGGAUCAUCUCUUUCGGGCACGUCGCAGAGGCCUCUGGGGGACGAGAUAACCAGCCAGGAGAAGAUCCUGGAACACGAGAAGGCGGGCACGCCGACCGAUGUGAGGGACGUCCAUUUUUGAGAGACGCCGCUGAGGGAAACUCUGGCCAGGGUGACUCUCUGCUGAGCCUAGAGGCCGAGGAGCGAGCGAUGCCCAGCAGCGACGACGACAACGACGACGACGCUGAGGGACCCACGGCCACGAAGAGAAUCAAGAAGGACGAGGCAAAGUUCGAGCUGAAGAACGCGCGAGAAAAUUCUUGAAACGCAAAGAGUAUACAACGCGCACAUGCGCGUGCGAAAGACACAUAGAUAUAUAAAAUACGUUGUGUUUGCUCGACCGAAUCGUCGUUUGGUUUCCCUUCGUCACCACUGUGAACGGAAUCGUCUUUGAAGAAAGAGAGACAGAUCUCGAAACGUGUUCGAUAUUUUAGUGUUCUGUACGGAUUCUGUAGAUUCAUCGCGAAGAUUCGUAAACCCAAACGCGGGACAUCGACGGACUAUAGGGACAUUUUUCUUUUCUUUUUUAAACAGCCACUUCCCUUCGAACGCACGUUCGAUUGUUCGCUGAUCGUUGAGCGACUCGCGAGCAAAGGAGCGCUAUCUUUCGUGGGCUCGACUGGCGGAGAGAGCACGCGAUCGAUGGAAAAACACGAAACAAUUUUAGUCGAUCUAUCUAGAUAAAGCUAUCGAGUAUACGUUAUAGUUUUUACUCGGAGAUCGAGCAACGAUCAAUGCCGAGGCGUUGUCCCAAAACGAAUCGUAAUUCCGCGUGCACAAUUUAUAUAUAUAUAUAU
Bombus impatiens (common eastern bumble bee) is the source of this 1759-nucleotide messenger RNA. It is a transcript of the gene CycD, whose product is annotated as G1/S-specific cyclin-D2. Bases 109 to 1044 code for a protein of 311 amino acids. Gene Ontology annotation, molecular function: cyclin-dependent protein serine/threonine kinase regulator activity. Gene Ontology annotation, biological process: regulation of cyclin-dependent protein serine/threonine kinase activity; positive regulation of G1/S transition of mitotic cell cycle; mitotic cell cycle phase transition. The record is from RefSeq and is a predicted model, not a curated record. Lineage: Eukaryota; Metazoa; Arthropoda; Insecta; Hymenoptera; Apidae. Gene Ontology annotation, cellular component: nucleus; cytoplasm; cyclin-dependent protein kinase holoenzyme complex. The transcript is spliced from 5 exons.